Molecule: messenger RNA, 4721 nt
Organism: Mytilus trossulus (common blue mussel)
Lineage: Eukaryota; Metazoa; Mollusca; Bivalvia; Mytilida; Mytilidae
Product: tubulin-specific chaperone cofactor E-like protein
Exons: 7
Coding region: 163-1464 (433 amino acids)
Molecular function (GO): protein binding
Source: RefSeq, a predicted model, not a curated record
UGACGUAGUUCACACUUCCGGUUCAAAAUAUAGGCUUUACUUUCUUUUUUUAUCAAUGAUUCAUUCAAAUGGCUAACAUCUAAUAAUAGAAUAAAAGUCGACUAAGCUGGUUGUCCUGUUCUUUUCACCUUAUUCAUUUUGACACUGAAUAUUACAUCUAGAAUGACUGCCUCUACAGGAAUAUCAAUGGUUGAAGCAAUUCAUCAAAAAUAUGAUGAUGAUGUGGAAACGUGUAUACAUAUACACAUACCAGCUUCUGCGCCUGGGAAAACAGAAUCUGGUAACUUAGUGAUUCCACCCAUCUUAGCUUUGCAUGACAGUAAUAUAAGUGGAGCAGGAGAUACAGACCGUCUUGGCACACUAUGUAAACAAGUCCAAGAACUAGAUCUCACCAAAAACUGUAUCAAGGAUUGGAACCAGGUAAUAGAUAUUAUAGAAAAACUACCAAAACUGAGAUUCCUGAAUUUAACCAGUAAUCCAAUUGAAAACAGGUCGUCAUGGCAAUGUGAUAAACAGUUUCCUAACAUAACCAAUCUAAUUCUGAAUGACACAACUGUAUCAUGGGAAUGUUUGAUGAAACUUCUGCAUGUCUUUCCAAGGGUUGAAGAAUUACAUUUAAGUUUGAAUGGAUACAGUUCAGUGGAUUUGCAUGGUGAUUUCAGAUAUCCCCCACUGUCCAGGUUGUAUCUUAAUGGAAAUAAAAUCCAGGAUUGGACUGAAAUGUGUCGUUUAGGACAGUGCUUUCCUCAUUUAGAAAAUUUAGUUGCUAUGGAAUCAGAAUUGACGACCAUCAUGAGUGAUAAUGAUUUGAAAGAAACAUUUCCCUGCCUUAAAUCACUAAAUUUAACAAAAACCAAAUUGGCAUCAUGGGAAGACAUUGAAGUAUUUAGAGAAUUCCCAGUGUUAGUUGAUCUCAGGAUAAAAGAUUUACCAUUUAUACAGACAUUGCCUGAGAAAGAGAGAAGACAAAAUAUUGUAUCCAGACUUCCAACCAUCACCAAGUUAAAUGGUAGUCCUAUACAUGAGCAGGAAAGAGAAGAGGCAGAAAGAGCCUAUAUCAGAAACUUUCUAGAUGCUGAAUCCAAACCUCAAAGAUUUUAUGAAUUGAAGAAAAUACAUGGGAAAGUAGAACACCUUGCCGAUAUUGAUUUAGCACCUGAUGACCUUCAUUAUCACAUUAAGGUCAAAUUUGAAAACAAAGAAGAAAUGAUGGACAUUUUAAAAGAUCAAACAGUCAAAGAUUUGAAGAAAUUACUUCAAAACUUUUGUGGACUCUCCGUUGACAAAAUGAAGAUUUUUGAGUAUAAAUCUGAUUAUGAUAAUUUAUAUCUAAUGAGAUCAGAAAUAAGGUCACUUCAUUCAUAUCGCUUUACAGAACUUGAUGAAAUACAUAUAUAUCGUGUAGAAACAAAAGUUAUUUCAAAGGGAGAUUACGAAAUUGUGGAAAAAAAAGAUAGAAAAUAAUGAUGUUAAAGGUUGUAUUCCAAUAUAUAUCACGUAUAAAAAUUGCGGUUUUUUAUCCAACGCAAUCAUAGGUUUGAACGUAGUUUUCAAUUUAGACUCGUUUAUAUAUAUGUAUGUAUAUAUGCACACCCCCGAUGAAGCUAAUUUGUUUAGCAAAAUAUUGCGUGAAUAAUAUAUAAAAUAUAACACCUAAUUUUAUAACACUCAUUAGUGUGUUAAAGUUACAUUCUUAGACACUUAUAUAAUUUAAUUUAGUAACUGCAUCAGUUUAUUUACAAACUGAUCCACACCUAGAUAGAUUGAAUGUUGAUUGUUGCUAUUUUUAGACACUAUAUGUAUGUAUACGCGUAUAUGCUUUUUUACUACCAAAUUUUUAUAGAACAUAUAAUCAGUAUGCCUGUCUAAGUUCACUGUCCUUUCACAGCCCAAGAUGGAGCCGCCUGGCUUCAGUUAGGAAGUUUGCUCCUAUAUAAUUACAAUAACAUGAAUACAAAAGAAAUGUUCAGUAAUUAAAAAGUUAUAUAAAUCUUUUAAGGAAACUCUGCAAUGUAAAACGUGGUUGGUUACUACAAAAUAAACGAUUAUAGCACGAUUUGCCAAAACACUUAUGAUGUCCGUAACUUCAAAACAAAUUGUCCAUAACUUUUUUCCUUAUACCAGUAGGGAUGUCUGUAACUUUAGCAUGAUGUCAGUAACUUUCAAGGAAUCUUUAUUCGUGUAUGUAAUUAUUUUAAAAAAGAAAUGAUAAAUAACAAAAAUACCGAACUCCUAGGAAUAUUCAAACGGGAAGUCCUUUACACAGGCCAAAGACUCAUCAGUGAACAAUCUUUAAAGCUAGAAGAAUGUUACAUAAAUUUCGCCAUACCCUCAGAUCCCGUUUUAUCCCGGGAAUAAUUUUUAAAAAUUGAACGGAAAAUCAGUUACACUCUUAUUUGCUUUUUUCUCUUGUUUAGUUUAAAGCAUAUUGUUAUUGUAUAAAUCUAUGUAAUAAUUAAGGGGUUUGAUAGUGCUUGUUGUCCUUAAAAUAUUGAAAUUGUUAAUCUUGCUAUUUUUAAAAAAGGUUACCCACAUCCGAAAAUAAAGUUACGGACAGUCUGAUUAUUUUUGACUUAUAAGUUACUGACAUCUUAUGCAUUUUUUAUACGACCGCAAAUUUUGAAAAAAUUUUCGUCGUAUAUUGCUAUCACGUUGGCGUCGUCGUUGUCGUCGUCGUCCGAAUACUUUUAGUUUUCGCACUCUAACUUUAGUAAAAGUGAAUAGAAAUCUUUGAAAUUUUAACACAAGGUUUAUGACCAUAAAAGGAAGGCUGGUAUUGGUUUUGGGAGUUUUGGUCCCAACAUUUUAGGAAUUAGGGGCCAAAAAGGGCCCAAAUAAGCAUUUUCUUGGUUUUCGCACUAUAACUUUAGUUUAAGUUAAUAGAAAUCUAUGAAAUUUUGACACAAGGUUUAUGACCACAAAAGAAAGGUUGGGAUUGAUUUUGGGAGUUUUGGUUUCAACAGUUUAGGAAUUAGGGGCCAAAAAAGGGCCCAAAUAAGCAUUAUUCUUGGUUUUCUCACAAUAACUUUAGUUAAAGUAAAUAGAAAUCAAUGAAAUUUAAACACAAUGUUAAUGACCACAAAAGGAAGGUUGGUAUUGAUUUUGGGAGUUUCGGUCCCAACAGUUUAGGAAUUAGGGGCCAAAAAGGGACCCAAAUAAGCAUUUUUCUUGGUUUUCGCACCAUAGCGUUAGUAUAAGUAAAUAGAAAUCUAUGAAAUUUAAACACAAAGUUUAUGACUAUUAAAGGAAGGUUGGUAUUGAUUUUGGGAGUUUUGGUCCCAACAGUUAAGGAAAAAGGGGCCCAAAGGGUCCAAAAUCAAAUUUUGUUUGAUUUCAUCAAAAUUGAAUAAUUGGGGUUCUUUAAUAUGCCGAAUCUAACUGUGUAUGUAGAUUCUUAAUUUUUGGUCCCGUUUUCAAAUUGGUCUACAUUAAGGUCCAAAGGGUCCAAAAUUAAACUUAGUUUGAUUUUAACAAAAAUUGAAACCUUGGGGUUCUUUGAUAUGCUGAAUCUAAAAAUGUACUUAGAUUUUUGAUUAUUGGCCCAGUUUUCAAGUUGGCCCAAAUCGAGGUCCAAAAUUAAACAUUGUUUGAUUUCAUCAAAAAUUGAAUAAUUGGGGUUCUUUGAUAUGCCAAAUCUAACUGUGUAUGUAGAUUCUUAAUUUUUGGUCCAGUUUUAAAAUUGGUCUAAACUAAAGUGCAAAGGGUCCAAAAUUAAACUAAGUUUGAUUUUAACAAAAAUUAAAUUCUUGGGCCUCUUUGAUAUGCUGAAUCUAAACAUGUACUUAGAUUUUUGAUUAUGGGCCCAGUUUUCAAGUUGGUCCAAAUCAGGAUCUAAAAUUAUUAUAUUAAGUUUUGUGCAAUAGCAAGUCUUUUCAAUUGCACAGUAUUGUGCAAUGGCAAGAAAUAUCUAAUUUCACAAUAUUGUGAAAUAGCAAAUUUUUUUUUAAUUAAGAGUUAUCUUUCUUUGUCCAGUACAGUAAGCAAGAAAUAUCUGCAAGAUUUUUUUUUAAUUGGAGUUAUCUUUCUUUGUCCAGAAUCAACUUAAAUCUUUGUUAUAUACAAUAUACAAUGUAUAUUCACUUUUUACUACCAACUGAUAAAUUAAAAUAAUCUUUACCAUUCAGUGAUAACAAGCAGUUUUUUUACAUCUUAAUAUUUUAUGAUGUAUUUAAAUGAGUAGUAAUUGUUGCAAACUCCAUUAGAAUAUUUUAAUUGAAAUUAGUUUGGAAUAAGGGAAAGGGGGAUGUGAUUAAAAAAUUGGGUUCAAUUUUUCUCAUUUGAAAUUUCAUAAAUAAAAAGAAAAUUUCUUCAAACAUUUUUUUGAGAGGAUUAAUAUUCAACAGCAAAGUGAAUUGCUCUAAGAGAAAACAAAAAUUUUAAGUUCAUUUGAGUACAUUCAUUCUGUGUCAGAAACCUAUGCUGUGUCAACUAUUCAAUCACAAUCCAAAUUUAGAGUGGAAUCCAGCUUGAAUGUUGUGUCCAUACUUGCCCCAACCGUUCAGGGUUCAACCUCUGCGGUCGUAUAAAGCUACGCCCUACGGAGCAUCUGGUUAAAAGUUGGUCCUGCGCUAAAGUGAAGUCAAAAUUAACAAAUUUGUAGUGAUGGUAAGUGAUUUAAGUAUCAAUAUUAACAUAGAUCAUGAAAAACGUUGCAAAAAGUAGAUUUCAUAUCAACUACCAUCUCAACGAGUUUAGAGUACGCCAUCUUGGGCUGUGGGUAA